Messenger RNA from Tauraco erythrolophus (red-crested turaco), 273 nucleotides. Lineage: Eukaryota; Metazoa; Chordata; Aves; Musophagiformes; Musophagidae. The record is from RefSeq and is a predicted model, not a curated record.
AUGAAGCUGCUGGGUGCUGUGUUGCUGGUUGCUGGCCUGCUCAGCACCGCUGCCCAGGGGGAGCAGCCCCCCUGGCCGGAUGAGCCUCUGCAGACCUGCUUCUUCCAGACACUCAGCAACGUGGACAGCGAGUUCUGCCAAGGUGAUUUAGAAAUGAUCUACCCGGAGCUGGGCGACGUGGGCUGCACAUACAUCCCCAAGUGCCACCAGUACCGGCGGCGGAUCAGCAGGGAGUGGGGCAGCCCCCAGGUUCGGUACCCCCAGGCUGAGAAG